This is a messenger RNA of Sceloporus undulatus (fence lizard), 2442 nucleotides long. RefSeq names its product FHF complex subunit HOOK interacting protein 1B (gene FHIP1B). Gene Ontology annotation, cellular component: FHF complex. NCBI's taxonomy places the organism in Eukaryota, Metazoa, Chordata, Lepidosauria, Squamata, Phrynosomatidae. The record is from RefSeq and is a predicted model, not a curated record. Gene Ontology annotation, biological process: endosome organization; early endosome to late endosome transport; lysosome organization. Bases 80 to 2176 code for a protein of 698 amino acids. The transcript has 8 exons.
UCUCUCCCUCCAGGUGGCCCACCCCCUGGUCCAGAAGCAGUUGGUGGACUACAUCCACAGCGGGUUCCUUGUGCCAGUCAUGGGCCCGGCUUUGCACAAGACCUCCAUCGAGGAGAUGAUCGCCAGCACGGCCUACCUGGACCUUUUCCUGCGUAGCAUCAGUGAGACCCCCCUGCUCAAGACCUUCCUCCGCUUUCUCCUCCUCCACCGCCAUGACAACAGCACCAUCCUUGACACACUGGUCGGGCGCAUCGCCAGCAACUCCCGGCUCUGUAUGGUGUCACUUAGCCUCUUCCGGACUCUGCUCAGCCUCCACUGUGAAGACGUCAUGCUGCAGCUGGUGCUCAGGUACCUGGUCCCAUGCAGCCAUGUCAUGUUGAGCCAGAAGAGAGCAGUGAAGGAGCCCGACCUCUAUGGCAAGGCAGCAGGCAAGUUUCUCUCGCUCAUCCCCCGAUGCUGUCGUCCUGAGAGCCUGCCCCCGCCCGAGCGUGAGGAGGAGCAGCACGCUGCCUGGUCCAAGGGCCAUGGCAGCCCCAGCGUGGACUCUUCAUCCUCCGUGGUGACCGUUCCCAAGCCCUCUACGCCAUCUCGGAUCUCCUUUUUCAUGCGCCAGUCCAGCUUCAGCACCGAGACAUCCAGCCCCACGCCUCGUUCUCCAGGGACACCCACAGGCAGCCCUGCCCACCGUCCUGGCCGCUGGGAGGAAGUGGGUGAGCUGGAAGGGAACUACUUGGAGUACCUACGAGAUGCUCGGAUGAAUGUGGACCGCUGUGUCUGGGCCUGCCGCAUCUGGUCAGCCCCUUAUGAUGGGGAGGAGCCCAGCGCCAACAGCAUGGCCCCAGGUGCUGGGACCUCCCUGCCCCCCCACAGUGACUGCUUCAGCUACACCUCCUUCCACGCGAGCGGGCAUCCUGGCCCCAUGCCUGCCUCCCCCCGGACUAAAAAACGGGGCCUGACAGAGGAAGUGGCUGGCCCAGAAAAGGCUCCAUCUGGCACAGGGCCAGGCACACCCUUGUCCCCAGGCCCCCAGGAUGCAAGCAACCUACUCAAUGGAGCCCACAUGGACACAGGUGUCAAGAAAGUUCGUUGGUGCGCACAAGGGGGUGUGGUGCAAAACGGUGCAGCCUCAACCACCACGGGCUCUGCCGCCACUGCUGCCAUCUCCUCCUGCUCUGGGCCAGGGCCUGCUCGGCCACCAUCACCCUGUUCAGACUCACUUCUGGACGAGCUGCUCUCCCAGGCACCACUGGUGGAAAAUGGUUCUGCCUCAACAGUGGAGAAGUUCACAGCAGAGCUGAGCCGGAUCGAGGAUGAAAUGGAGAAUGGGGGCCGAGAGAGGGAGGAAGAAGAUGCCCUGCUGCUCACCCAGAGAGCCCCUCCAGAGCCAGACCCCCUCUCUCAUGAGGAGGAGGAGGCUUACCGCAGCUUUUCCUCCCACUUGGACAGCACGGGGCAGCCCCGGCCACCUGACCCCCUGGCCCAGCUCAUCAGCAGCCCCCCGCGAACUCCUGGGCAACCCGUGAGCCAGCCCUUCACAGGGCCUUUUGUGGCUGUCCUCUUGGCCAAGCUAGAGAAUAUGCUGCAGAACUCACUCUACGUCAACUUCCUGCUGACGGGGCUCAUCUCCCAGCUGGCCUGCUACCCACAACCUCUUCUGCGGUCCUUCCUGCUCAAUACCAACAUGGUCUUCCAGCCCAGCGUCAAGUCCCUUAUCCAGGUCCUUGGCUCAGUGAAGAACAAGAUUGAGAGUUUUGCUGCCAGCCAAGAGGACUUUCCUACCCUCCUCUUCAAAGCCAAGAAGUAUCUGAUUGCCCGUGGCAAGCUGGACUGGUCGGACACCCAGAAUGCCGUCCCCUCUCUGCGCCGGUCAGAGACCCUUGUGAAGAGCCGGAAGCCCUCCCUGGGGGAGUUGAUCAUGCGCCAUACCAACAGCCCUACUCGUGCACGCCAGGCAGCCCAAUUGGCCCUGCAGCACAUGCGUGAAGGUCCGGUCAUGCACGCCUUGUCGGGGGCCUCCCUUUUCCGCAGCUCAGCUGAGAAGCAGAGCGAGGCCCUGCGGGUCAAGAAUGCCGUCUACUGUGCCGUCAUCUUCAGCGAGUUCCUCAAAGAGCUGGCGGCCAUCGCCCAGGCCCAUGCCGUCACCUCCCCCUUCCUUCUGGAGCCCCCCGAAGAGUGACCGGGAGUCAUUCCCCAUUCCCUCCCUCAGCUUGAGCAGUGCUGGGGCUCUCAACUGGAAUCUCUUCCCUCCGUCCCUCCAUUCCUCCCUCCACUCCCUUCGGCUUGGCGCUGCCAGGCCUGCACUAAUGAGGGAGGAUGGGGAGCGCCCUGCUAGCUGCGGGCGACUUUUUAAAACUCCACGGACACGGACCUUUUUAAUUUAUUUGGAAUGAAUGUUUUUCUGGAGAAUUCGUUGCAAUAUGUAUAAAGGAAGCUCUCUCUCUC